AUGUCCGCAACCACCUCCUUGACUGGCCGUGCGGAGGAAGGGGCGAACUUGGGGAGCACAUAUGGGUCAUUGCUGGUGGGGACGAUCUUUUCUGGGAUGCUCUAUGGCGUCACAUCUCUGCAGAGUAUACAUUACUUCACGCAGUACGGGAGCAGGGAUCGACGUACAUUGAAAGUACUGGUUUCCGUGCUAUGGACGAUGGACACGUUGAUCAUGGUCUUGAACUUCCAUGCCGCAUGGCAUUAUUUCGUCAUAUCAUUCAACGACUCGACAGCUCUUCACAGACCGAUAUGGAGCCUUGACCCUUUAGUUCAUCGAGGACUGCAUCCAGAUUCUGUAGUCGCUAUAUGGACAUUCUAUUUCCUGUCUCUUCUCGCGGUAGUGGCAUUCGUGACCAGCCUUACCAUCACCGUGAUUAUCUUCUUGAGCCCUGUUUGGAUCACACAAAAUAGCAAAAGGAUGCAGUCUCUUACGAUCGGCAACGUCGUUAACGGUGCUGUACUCGAUGUGCUUAUCACUAUCGUUCUCUGCACCAUUCUGGAUCGACAUCGCAGUGGCCUGAAGAGCACGGACAGCUUGAUUAAUCGAUUGAUGACAUUCAUGAUCACGCGUGGAAUCGUUACGACCUUAAUCUGGAUAGUGUUCCAUCUAUCAGCGAGCAAGGUCUAUGCUAAUGCUGUCCUAGCCACGUUAAACUCACGCACGCCGCGAAGAGGCGCGGACAGAAAGGGUCGUGAUCAGCCCGCUCUUGGCAGUUCCUGGCACGAACCCGACCCAAACGCGCCUGCGACAUCGAUGACUGUCGCUUUCCAAAUUCUACCCGACUUGAUUAGCAGCACGACGCCCACGCUAGACAACAGCCAGGACGUGAUUGGGCAUUGA
Heterobasidion irregulare TC 32-1 is the source of this 882-nucleotide messenger RNA. RefSeq lists its product as uncharacterized. The record is from RefSeq and is a predicted model, not a curated record. Lineage: Eukaryota; Fungi; Basidiomycota; Agaricomycetes; Russulales; Bondarzewiaceae. Bases 1 to 882 code for a protein of 293 amino acids. The transcript is spliced from 14 exons.